AUGUCGGAGGAAACAGUGCCCAAGCCUGAGGUGGCGCCUGAGCAACUGAACAUCAAGGUGAAGGAUGCCGAGGGAAACGAGGUGUUCUUCAAGGUGAAGCGCACGACGAAACUCGCGAAGCUGAAGCGCGCAUAUGCUGAGCGUAUGGGCAAGCCCGAGAACAGCGUGCGAUUUAUUUUCGACGGCCAGCGCGUCGGCGACGACGACACGGCUGAAUCUCUGGAUAUGAAUGACCAGGACGAGAUCGACGCGAUGAUCGAGCAGCUGGGCGGCGCGCUUUGCUGCUAG
Messenger RNA from Malassezia sympodialis ATCC 42132, 288 nucleotides. RefSeq names its product small ubiquitin-related modifier (gene SMT3). NCBI's taxonomy places the organism in Eukaryota, Fungi, Basidiomycota, Malasseziomycetes, Malasseziales, Malasseziaceae. The record is from RefSeq and is a predicted model, not a curated record. Gene Ontology annotation, molecular function: protein binding.